AUGACUGGAGGCGGCAAAUCCGGCGGCAAGGCCAGCGGUUCCAAGAACGCGCAAUCGCGAUCUUCCAAGGCUGGUCUCGCUUUCCCCGUUGGUCGUGUUCACCGACUCCUCCGCAAGGGUAACUAUGCCCAGCGUGUUGGUGCUGGCGCUCCCGUGUACCUCGCUGCCGUCCUCGAGUACCUAGCUGCCGAAAUUCUCGAGUUGGCCGGUAACGCUGCCCGUGACAACAAGAAGACCCGUAUCAUCCCCCGUCAUCUUCAACUCGCCAUCCGAAACGACGAGGAGCUGAACAAGCUCCUUGGUCACGUUACCAUUGCCCAGGGUGGUGUCUUGCCCAACAUUCACCAGAACCUUCUCCCCAAGAAGACCGGGAAGCCCGGCAAGAACGCCAGCCAAGAGCUGUAA
Molecule: messenger RNA, 405 nt
Organism: Annulohypoxylon truncatum
Lineage: Eukaryota; Fungi; Ascomycota; Sordariomycetes; Xylariales; Hypoxylaceae
Product: histone H2A
Exons: 4
Coding region: 1-405 (134 amino acids)
Cellular component (GO): nucleosome
Molecular function (GO): DNA binding; structural constituent of chromatin; protein heterodimerization activity
Source: RefSeq, a predicted model, not a curated record